Molecule: messenger RNA, 2170 nt
Organism: Nanorana parkeri
Lineage: Eukaryota; Metazoa; Chordata; Amphibia; Anura; Dicroglossidae
Gene: EFCC1
Product: EF-hand and coiled-coil domain containing 1
Exons: 8
Coding region: 1-1686 (561 amino acids)
Molecular function (GO): calcium ion binding
Source: RefSeq, a predicted model, not a curated record
AUGGACCCGGCCGAUCUCCCCUACCACCCUCCCCGGCCGGCUCGCCGGACUCAGUGGCUGGCCAGUGUCCUGGCUCAUCACUACGGACUGGACCGCGGGCUGGACAAUGAAAUCAUCGUUCUGGCCAGUGGACUGGACCAGUACCUGCAGGAGGUCUUCCAUCACCUGGACUGGCGGGCAGAAGGCACCAUCUCCGGGGAAGAGUUCCGCACCCUGUGCGGGGUCCUUGGCUUGGAACCCGGAAUGGACGAGUGCGAGGGGCUGCUGGAGCAACUGCCGGAGCGCCUGACUUUCCGACACUUCCAUGCCAGGCUCUGCGGGCACUUCAGCUCCAAAGCCAGGGGCCCCCGCCUGCCUGUGAGCCAAGGUAGCCCGAUCCGGCUGAGAAGGAAGAAGAGCCCGAGGAUGACCCUGACAGGGGAAGACGAUGUGCUACAUAGGCUGGAGGACGAGAACCGCAACCUCAGGGAGCUGCUGGAGGACAUGAGGACGGCUCUGCAGAGCAGUGAUGCCCGCUGCCUGGCACUUCAGGUUGGUCUGCGUAGAAACCUUGCUUCACAGAAAGAUGAAGGCAUCUCAACCGUCUCCAACAGACGGGUGUUGUCCCAAAGUUACACUGUAACAACAAGAUGCGUCCAGAGAGAGGUCAACCUGAUCCAAAGCUCCAGAGAUGAACAGUUGGAGGAAGUGAUAAAAAUGAACAAAGACUUGGAAGAAGAACUGAGCAAAACUCAGAGUACCCUAAUUUAUUUAGAGGAGUGCAACCAGCGCCUAAUAAGAGAACAGGCAGAGACGAGAAAGAGAGCCGAAGAUGCCCGACAAGCAUUGUUGGCAUGUUAUGGAAAAGUGAAGGACUUGGAAGAAAAAUCAAGUGAAGCUCCUCUUCUCCAGAUCCGUGUAGACCAGCUGCAGACUGAACUACAGCAAUACAGAUCAGAAAGGAUGGUUAGCCUGAUGACACAAGAAGAGAAAAUAUUGGCCAUGAGAUCACCUCUUCUUGUCAGAAAAACAGAGAACUUAUCCCCCACUGAAGUGGAUGAUCAGUUGUUUCGCUCAGUAGAAGGACAAGCUGCAUCUGAUGAAGAGGAGGAAAGGUGGAUUGGGGAAACAGCAGCAGAAGUGCGACAGAUUCUAACCAAUGUCUCAUGCUGUGCAAGUGGGUGUGAAGACAGGGGAAUGAGGAAGCUCCUGUGUGAUAUCAGGUCAGAUGGUAUUAAUCACAAGAAUAUGCUUUUCCUAUUGGUCAAGAAGGUUGCCAGAAUGAUGGAAGAGCUGGCAAUUAAGGAGCAGGAAAUGAAAGAUAUGGAGGUCCUAAUGGAAGAGAUGAAGGGGUCAUUCAUUGAAGAACUGGAAGGGAAAGCUGAGGAAAAUGAAUUGCUGAGGAUAGAUCUUCAAAUGCUGGAAACAGAGCGAGUUCGGCUGUCACUAAUUGAGGAGAAACUUCUUGAUGUUCUACAGCUUCUUCAGCAACUACGUGACCUGGAAAUCUCUCACCAGGAAUUGGGAAGAGUUUUACUAAACACCCUGGAGAUGUGCAGGGAACCCCAACAAGGAAAGGAACAUAUUUAUGAAGUCUUGGACACUUUGCGUCAUGAACUGUCGGUCUGUGAGCUCCACCAGAGCCAACAGAAGAAUAAAGACAACAAAGCACCAUCGUUGACCAACUCACUAGUCAUCUCUUGCUGAACAACAGCGCCACCUACAGCUCCUUCAUGAAUGUACACCUCUGAUCAGAGGCUGCCUGCUAUCAGCUCAUAGGCGCUUGUUGAUCAGCACAGACUGGCUCUAAUCCAUCUGCCUCAAGCUGCUCUCUUGUAUCUGAAUCACACCAUGUCGAAGCAAAGCAUUGUGGGUAGAGCUGAAUGAAUAAACUCACAAAACAUCAACGUUUGUUGACACAGAUAAAAAUUAUUUAUAUAGUUCUACCUGCAGGUGCUCCAUGCGGCUGAACAGAGCUCAUCAUUCAGCAGUUCAAUAAUAGUCAUACGGGGAGCAGCAUCAAUUGGAAUAUUUUCCGGAAUAAAAUGAAGACACAGCAAUAAAAAUGACAGAUUCCCCGGGCUAGGAGUGACAGUCUGCAGUGUUACAGCAAGGACGGCUGAGCUAAUAAACUUACAGAUCAACUGUUUACACGGCCAAGGCUAAUGCAGGUGAUGAUAUACGUUGUCUG